AUGAAAGCUAAGAGUGGCCUCUUUGCAGGGUCUCUUAACAGCAAUGAACUUGUUAUCAUCCAAGAACACAAUGAGCCUAAGACAGUGAAAAACUUGGAUGGUCAAGUAUGUGAGAUAUGUGGCGAUUCUGUAGGACUUACAGUAGAUGGAGAUUUGUUUGUAGCUUGUGAAGAGUGUGGCUUCCCUGUCUGCAGGCCAUGUUAUGAGUAUGAAAGAAGAGAAGGCACACAAGUUUGCCCUCAAUGCCAUACACGAUACAAGCGAAUCAAAGGUAGUCCAAGAGUGGUGGGAGAUGAAGAUGAAGAAGACGUGGAUGAUAUUGAACAAGAAUUUAAAAUGGAAGAGGAAAAGUACAAGCUUAUGCAUGAAGAGGAUAUUAAUAGUAGAGAUGAUGAUGAUGAGAAUACUAAAUAUCGGGAGCUUCCCGGUGGUGCAAAAUUAGAUAGGAAGGAGAAAACAGAUGAGUGGAAGUCGCAGCAAGGCAAUCUGUUGAUUGAAACUGAUGCAGUUGAUCCUGAAAAGGCCAUGAAAGAUGAAACUAGACAACCACUUUCAAGAAAAGUGGCAAUACCUUCAGGAAAACUGAGUCCUUAUAGGAUGAUGGUUGUGGCUAGGCUCAUCCUUCUAAUACUCUUUUUUGAGUACAGAAUGUUCCAUCCAGUACCUGAAGCAAUUGAACUAUGGUUCAUAUCAGUAUCAUGUGAAAUCUGGCUUGCAUUGUCAUGGAUGGUUGAUCAGAUUCCUAAAUGGUUCCCUAUUGAUCGCGAAACAUAUCUCGACCGCCUUUCAGUAAGGUUUGAGCCGGAAAACAAGCCGAAUAUGCUUUCUCCGAUAGAUAUCUUUGUGACAACGGUAGAUCCGAUUAAGGAACCACCUCUUGUUACAGCAAAUACUAUUCUUUCAAUUUUGGCACUAGAUUAUCCUGCGCGCAAAAUCUCAUGCUAUGUUUCUGAUGACGGGGCUUCCAUGCUCACCUUUGAAGCUCUUCAAGAAACGGCUGAAUUUGCGCAAAAAUGGGUACCUUUCUGUAAACAAUAUUCUGUGGAACCUCGAGCUCCCGAGAAGUACUUCUCUGAGAAGAUAGACUUUUUGAAGGAUAAGGUUCAAACCUCGUAUGUAAAAGAACGCCGAACUAUGAAGAGAGAAUAUGAAGAAUUUAAGGUGAGAAUAAAUGCACUUGUGGCUAAAUCCAUGAGAGUUCCGUCCGAAGGGUGGAGUAUGAAAGACGAAACACCGUGGCCAGGAAACAAUACAAAAGAUCAUCCAAGUAUGAUUCAAAUCCUUCUUGGUCAUAAUGGAGGAGACAAUGAAGGGAAUGAACUUCCAUCACUUGUCUACAUCUCUAGAGAGAAAAGGCCUGCAUUUCAACAUCACACAAAAGCCGGUGCAAUGAACGCCCUGCUUCGCGUAUCGGCAGUGUUGAGCAAUGCUCCUUUUGUGCUCAACUUGGAUUGCAAUCAUUAUGUGAACAACAGCAGGGUUGUUAGAGAAGCCAUGUGUUUCUUUAUGGACAUACAACUUGGGAAUAGUAUAGCUUUUGUCCAGUUUCCUCUAAGAUUCGAUAGCCUUGAUAAGAAUGAUCGUUACGCUAACAAAAACACCAUUUUAUUUGAUAUUACCCUGAGGUGUCUAGAUGGAAUUCAAGGACCUGUUUAUAUUGGAUCAGGUUGUAUAUUCAGAAGAAAAGCUUUAAAUGGCUUUGAACCUCCUAAGACAACUAAGCGCUCUCAAGUCGUACAAGUUCACUCAAAACAAGAUGAAAAUGGAGAGGAUGCAAGCAUUAUAGAAGCAACUGAUGAAGAUAAGCAGCUAUUGCAAUCAGAUAUGAACACUGAAGAUAAAUUCGGAAAGUCUACACUCUUCAUGAAUUCUUCAUUAACAGAAGAAGGUGGUGUAGAUCCUUCUUCAACUCAAGAAGCGUUGCUUAAAGAAGCCAUUCAUGUCAUGAGUUGUAGCUACGAAGAUCGAACUCUGUGGGGAUACGAGGUUGGUAUGAGCUAUGGAUCUAUUGCAGCCGACACUCUAACAAGUUUGAAAAUGCAUACUCGCGGUUGGAGAUCGGUAUACUGCAUGCCAAAGAGAGCUGCAUUUAGAGGAACGGCACCAAUCAAUCUCACAGAAAGACUUAACCAAGUUCUUAGAUGGGCAGUAGGAUCACUCGAAAUCCUAUUCAGCCGCCACUGUCCGUUGUGGUACGGUUUUAAAGAAGGAAGACUCAAGGUUCUCCAGAGGAUUGCCUAUAUUAACAGCACUGUCUACCCUUUUAGUGCAUUACCUCUCAUUAUCUAUUGUAUCAUUCCCGCCGUCUGCUUACUUACAGAUAAAUUCAUCACACCGUCGGUAGGAACUUUUGCGAGCCUAGUAUUCAUUUCUCUAUUCAUCUCAAUCUUCGCAUCGGCUAUUCUUGAAUUGAGAUGGAGUGGAGUUACUCUUGAGGAAUGGUGGAGAAAUCAACAGUUUUGGGUCAUUGGAAGUGUAUCAGCGCACCUUUUUGCAAUCGCGCAGCGCCUAAUGGGAAGGUUUCUCGGAAAAGUUAAUGCGCAUUUCAGCAUUGUAUCGAAAGCACCAGACGACGACGGGCAGUUUAUCGAGUUGUACACGAUUAGAUGGACAGCAUUGCUGAUACCUCCAACAACAGUCACAAUAAUCAACCUUAUUGGCAUUGUGGCGGGUUUCACGGAUGCUAUAAAUAGUGGUGAACAUGAAUGGGGACCAUUGAUUGGGAAACUGUUCUUUUCUUCAUGGGUUAUUGCUCAUCUUUAUCCUUUUCUUAAAGGACUAAUGGGGAGACAGAAUAGGACACCAACUCUUAUUGUUAUUUGGUCUGUGCUUUUGGCUUCUAUAUUCUCUUUGGUUUGGGUGAGAAUUGAUCCUUUUGUGUUGAAAACUAAAGGGCCUGAUGUUAAACAGUGUGGAAUUAGUUGUUGA
Lathyrus sativus (Indian pea) is the source of this 2928-nucleotide messenger RNA. NCBI's taxonomy places the organism in Eukaryota, Viridiplantae, Streptophyta, Magnoliopsida, Fabales, Fabaceae. The record is from the annotation of a GenBank genome assembly.